Beta vulgaris subsp. vulgaris (sugar beet) is the source of this 1010-nucleotide messenger RNA. RefSeq lists its product as hypothetical. The record is from RefSeq and is a predicted model, not a curated record. Gene Ontology annotation, molecular function: single-stranded DNA binding. Gene Ontology annotation, biological process: double-strand break repair via homologous recombination. Bases 66 to 803 code for a protein of 245 amino acids. The transcript has 7 exons. Gene Ontology annotation, cellular component: Shu complex. NCBI's taxonomy places the organism in Eukaryota, Viridiplantae, Streptophyta, Magnoliopsida, Caryophyllales, Amaranthaceae.
AACACUUUCAAACUCAAUCCACUAAUAAUCAUAAUCUAAAAACACCAUUCUGGAAGUAAGAAAAUAUGUUAGAGAGAUUCUUUAAUGGCGGUAGCACUUUCGUUAGCCAACCAUCCCAAGAAGCCUCCGAUCAAAUUACGCUACUUUCCGGCCCUCCAUCCUGCGGAAAAACAUCGCUGCUUUUUCAGUACGCCUUGAACUUGGCAGCUCAGUUUGAGUCCUCAUCACAGGAAUACAUUGUCUUCAUCUGCAAUCGCCGUCGUUUCGAAAACAAACCUCCCUUUCUCUCUCAGGGAAUUGAUAUUGAUGCUUCCUCUUAUAAAACUAUCUUUCGGCGAAUCCAAAUCAAAUAUUUAGAUGAUUAUGACGAUGAUGGUAUGAAGAAAUAUUUUGCUGCCUUCCAUCUUCUGCAGCCUUUCCCCAUUGCUGUUAUUAUUGAUGAUUUUGGUCAAUUCUUUCUUGAAAGCAAGUGUCAGCAGAGGUACAAUAAUCCCCGUGGAAGGGACUUAGCCAUGGUUCGAGUUUUAGCCCUUUGUCAUAGUGCAAUCACCCAUGCCAAUAAAACAGGAGUUUGCCAGCUUUUGCUCUCUGAUACGCACCAUGGCGACUCUCCCAGGCUCUUAUUCCUUUAUAAGAGAUGGAUUUCGUCGAUUCUUACUGUCCAAGGUGAAGGUGAUAGGUAUGGCUCAUUUCUACUUCAGCAUAGCGCGGACGUGACAGGAAAUGGUAAAAGGAGUGCUAAAUACUCUAUAGCUUUUCAGUGCCUGGUUUUGGAGGGAAUUAUAGAAGAAACCCUGAUGUGAAUAUACAUGUUUUUUUUUUGUCACUUGGUUGGUAUAGACAUAGUUAACAUUUUUGUAUCUUUGUUAUGCUUUUCAAAUCCCUAAUUUUGUCUGGAAUUUCUGGAUGGCUGGCAACUUAUAUAUCUGAAGGACGGUAAGGCAGUUAAAUGAGGCAAGUAUAUGUACUGAGUUUUUCCUUUGUAAUACCUUAAUCUGAGUUUUAUGACU